GAGCGAGCAGGAGGGGCUGGAGCCGCGGCCAGAGAUGCUGCGGGGCCGCGACGGUGCUGGGCAGCUCGGACGACUAACCUGAAGACACCGAGUUACUGAAGAGAAGAUUGCUCAUUUAAAAUCAACCCUUUCUGGCCCGAGCAUAGUACAUCCGGUAAAGUGAAUUCUGACAACAAGAAGACUUUGAUGACACAGACUACUGAAUUUGUUUGGUGUACACGUUAUGAACCCUUUCUGGAGCAUGUCUACAAGCUCUGUUCGCAAAAGAUCUGAUGGUGAAGAGAAGACACUAACAGGGGACGUGAAAACCAGCCCUCCACGUACUGCUCCAAAGAAACUGCUGCCUUCUAUUCCCAAAAAUGCUUUGCCCAUAACUAAGCCUACAUCUCCAGCCCCAGCAGCACAAUCCACAAAUGGCACACAUGCUUCUUAUGGCCCCUUCUACUUGGAGUACUCUCUUCUUGCAGAAUUUACCUUGGUUGUGAAGCAGAAGUUACCAGGAGUCUAUGUGCAGCCAUCUUACCGUUCUGCAUUAAUGUGGUUUGGAGUAAUAUUCAUACGGCAUGGUCUUUAUCAGGAUGGUGUAUUUAAGUUUACAGUUUAUAUCCCUGACAACUACCCAGAUGGGGACUGCCCACGGUUGGUGUUUGAUAUUCCUGUCUUUCACCCAUUAGUCGAUCCCACCUCAGGUGAGCUGGAUGUGAAGAGAGCAUUUGCAAAAUGGAGGCGGAACUAUAACCAUAUUUGGCAAGUAUUAAUGUAUGCAAGGAGAGUCUUCUACAAGAUUGAUACGGCAACCCCCCUCAACCCAGAGGCUGCAGUACUGUAUGAAGAAGAUGUUCAGCUUUUUAAAAGUAAAGUGGUUGACAGUGUUAAGGUGUGUGCUUCACAUUUGUUUGACCAACCUAAAAUAGAAGAUCCUUAUGCAAUUAGUUUUUCUCCAUGGAAUCCUUCUAUCCAUGAUGAAGCCAGAGAGAAGAUGCUGACUCCACAAAAGUCUGAAGAGCAGCACAGUAAAAGUGUUCAUGUUGCUGGCCUGUCAUGGGUAAAGCCUGGCUCAGUACAGCCUUUCAGUAAAGAAGAGAAAACGGUAGCAACUUAAGAGCGGGUGAUGCUGGUGCACCGUGCACUUUCCUGCUGGACUCUGGCCUAGUUAAAGCUGACCAAUGGCAAAGGAUUGCCUGAAGAGUAAAAGACUGUAUGAACAAUGGCUGAUAUCAGUGUUGUCCAUGUAUGCUUAGGUUCUAACAGCAAGUUCUGGAAAACUCUUCUGAAGUAAUGCAUUACUUCUAUCAGAAGUGUCUUUAGGGUGGAUAUCUAGUUAGUACUCCAAAUUAUUGGGGACCUUGAGACUUAAUAUUUUUCUGAAUAUAAUGCUAAAAGGUAAGUUCCAUUCAUUUAAACUAAUGAGUAGACAGUCCAGCACUAUCUAAUGAUUUUUAAAUUGGUGGUUUCAGUUGUAUGUAUAUUAGGAUAUGGAUAUGAAAAAAAUAGAGAAAGCAGUUCCAUAGCUUAUUAGCACUUUUAAAUGGAAAAAUCUUAUGAAUCUCAGUCUUCAGCCUACUGUCUUACUGAUUUACAAACUGCUAUCACUGAGGUACAUACAGAGGGAUGAGAGAAAAAUCAGAACAUUUGUCCAUAGUUUCUUUUUUUUUUUUUUUUAAAGCAAAUUACUUAAUGUAUUUUUCUGACAGGAGGGAGAAAGUGUUAAAACGGUUUCUAAUGAAGUCAGAUAUUUAAAUGAUGAAUGACUAAUGUGUUUUGUAGAGAUAAAAUAAACCAAUAAAUGAUCAUUCUUUGUCAUUUAUGAAGAAAUAAUAUAAUCAAAUAUUAAUUUAUAAAUGCUUUAUUGAAAAAUAUUCUUCUCAUAUAAAAUACAGUAGCAGUAGUAUCUUGAAAGGUUUUAUAAAUAUUUUUGCAGAACACCAUUCUAAUUGAACAGUGUAUGAGUUCCAUAUUUCCUACAGAGCAAUAUGAAGUUACCUAGUAACUUUGUUUAUACUGAUUCAAUUUACAAUUGAAUUUUUUCCCUAAUAAAAUGCAUUCAUCCAACUUUUAAA
Messenger RNA from Suncus etruscus (white-toothed pygmy shrew), 2060 nucleotides. It is a transcript of the gene AKTIP, whose product is annotated as AKT interacting protein. The coding region runs from base 224 to 1102 and encodes 292 amino acids. NCBI's taxonomy places the organism in Eukaryota, Metazoa, Chordata, Mammalia, Eulipotyphla, Soricidae. The transcript has 11 exons. The record is from RefSeq and is a predicted model, not a curated record.